Acaulospora morrowiae is the source of this 471-nucleotide messenger RNA. The record is from the annotation of a GenBank genome assembly. NCBI's taxonomy places the organism in Eukaryota, Fungi, Glomeromycota, Glomeromycetes, Diversisporales, Acaulosporaceae.
UUUAAGAACCAGAACAAAGAACAUAAAAUAUAUGGGAUAACUCGAAAUACCUCAAAACAAUAUAUGGCUGUAGUUAACUUUAAUUCUAUAGGAGAUAAAAAGUACGGGGCAUGCAGAUGGAGUGAACAUUAUAAUACUUCAAGAGGAUGGUGUCAGAAAUGUGAUCCUUUUAGAAUAACUCAAGGAUGGACAUGCGAAAGUAUUGAUACUGACAAUUGUAUUAAGGAUUUUCAAUCUAUAGCCACCGAGUAUGAUGAAGUGAUAGAAUGGAUUCCUUUUAAUAGAUUGAGCAAUAUACGAGAGAUCGGAAAAGGGGGGUUCGGAUGUGUUUAUUUCGCAACCUGGUUGGAUGGAAAACGAAAAAUCCUAAAUAUCGGCGAGGAAUUUAUACAGUCACGUACACAACAUUAUGCCGUUGCACUUAAAACCUUACCUGGUUCUCCAACAAGUCCUGUUGAUUUUUUAAGAGAA